AUGACCUCAAACACCAAGUCCGUUGCAUUCUUUGGCGCCAGCACCGGCGUUGGCCUUGCUGCCCUCAAACGCACUCUCGCUGCCGGGCACAAAUGCAUCGCGCUAUGUCGUGAUCCCUCAAAACUCACAGCCGUCUUCCCUUCAGAGUCAACACCAAAUCUGAAAGUCAUCAAAGGCAAUGCACACGAUAUCUCCGCCGUAUCGCAGUGCCUCCAAACCGACGAUGGCCGCAUCGUCGAUGUCAUCGUGUCCACCAUCGGUGCCAAGCCACGCGGAAUCACUGUCGAUGAUCCGAACGUCUGCAAGAAAGGCGCGGCAACUAUCCUAGAUGCCCUCGCCCAGCUUCGAAGCACCGGCAUAACCGGAACUCCGCACAUAAUCGCUUGCAGUACAGCGGGCUUCUCCCGCUUCGGCCGCGAUGUUCCUAUCGUUAUGAUACCCAUCUAUUACCUGUUUGUCAGCGUCCCCGGAGCAGACAAGGUAGUCAUGGAAGACCGUUUCGCACAGAGCGGGGAAGCAUUCACAAUCAUUCGUGCGAGCCACCUUGUUGAUGGCGAGUCUAACAAGACUAUCCGCGUGGGCAUCGAGGAUCCCAAGACUGGUCCGGAGUCCAGAGCUAUUGGCUAUACUAUCUCCCGGGAGGAUGCGGGGAGGUGGCUCGCUGAGAACCUUGUCUUGAAGACAGACGCAAUGUACUUGAACAAGAAUGUGACCGUUACAUAUUGA
Messenger RNA from Penicillium samsonianum, 726 nucleotides. RefSeq names its product NAD(P)-dependent oxidoreductase. The coding region runs from base 1 to 726 and encodes 241 amino acids. Lineage: Eukaryota; Fungi; Ascomycota; Eurotiomycetes; Eurotiales; Aspergillaceae. The record is from RefSeq and is a predicted model, not a curated record. The transcript has a single exon.